Mobula hypostoma (lesser devil ray) is the source of this 3595-nucleotide messenger RNA. It is a transcript of the gene zng1a, whose product is annotated as COBW domain containing. The transcript has 15 exons. Lineage: Eukaryota; Metazoa; Chordata; Chondrichthyes; Myliobatiformes; Myliobatidae. Gene Ontology annotation, cellular component: cytoplasm. The coding region runs from base 682 to 1791 and encodes 369 amino acids. The record is from RefSeq and is a predicted model, not a curated record.
GAGGCCUUCAGCAUGAUAUUUGAAAACCGGGAUUGAAAAAUUGUUUUAUACAGUGCUUUAAAGAAAAGUUUGGAGAUUUGGGGAGGGAUUUCCAAGACUGGUGACAGUAGGAUGAUUGAAUUCAUAGAUGACCAACAAGCAGGGUGUGAAGGGGGUCUCAGUGAUAAGACCACAGAGAGAUUUGAAAACAAGGAUAGGACAUUUAAAAGCAAGAGCAGGUGUAGAUUAUUGAAUUUAUUACAGGAAUGUUUGCUGGAAGGAUUGGGGAGUUUCUUUGAAGUGAGAGAUAGGAGGCCAGUGAACAAGGAGAGCAUGAUGAAUUGAAACAUGAUUGGAAUUGUCAAGGAUGGUUAGUCACUUGGUGCUGAGGAUGAAAUCUUGUUUAGAGAAAAAUGUUCUGUGGAAAGGGGUAGAAAGGGGCAGUGAUAGCAAAAUGCUUGGCAGGAUGAACGAGAUCAGCAUUGGAGUGAAGUGAAUUAGAUUGGACAGAGCAAGAUUAUCAUGAACAUAUCACUUGUAGCACCAGGGGUCCCAAUACUUUCGACUGCUGUUCAACUACGAUUAGGAAUGCCUACCGCUUGAUCCCUCGACCACAUUUCAGGAAAUCUGAUCAUCUGGCUGUCCUCCUACCUGCAUACAGCCAGAGGCUAAAGAGCAGGGAGGGCUCCAGAAGCAAGGACAAUGAAGAAGUGGUUGUUUGAGUCAGAGCAGCGGCUAUGGGACAGAUUCGAGUCAGUGUUUUGGGCCAUGUUCAAAGGCUCAUCAGAGGAUCUGAAUGAAAUCACCACAGUUGUCACAGUCUUCAUAAAGGCAGUCGUGGAGAUGGCAGAUAGCCUUUUGGACGAAGAUGAAGAAGACUGUCCCAAUCUGGUUCCAAUUGAAAUGUAUCCUAAAACAGGAAGUGCACGGAUACCAGUAACAAUCAUAACUGGAUAUUUAGGUGCUGGUAAAACAACACUUCUGAAUUACAUCCUAACAGAGCAGCACAACAAGAGAAUUGCAGUAAUCCUCAAUGAAUUUGGUGAAGGGAGUGCACUAGAGAAAUCACUGGCUGUGAGCCAAGCUGGAGAACUUUACGAGGAAUGGUUGGAGCUACGGAAUGGAUGCCUUUGCUGUUCUGUGAAGGACAAUGGUUUGAAGGCCAUCGAGAACCUCAUGCAGAAAAAGGGCAAGUUUGACUACAUUCUGCUAGAAACCACUGGUUUAGCUGAUCCAGGUGCUGUUUCAACCAUGUUUUGGGUCGAUGCAGAAUUGGGAAGUGAUGUUUACCUUGAUGGUAUUAUUUCUGUUGUUGAUGCAAAGUAUGGAAUGCAGCAUCUGACAGAAGAGAAACCUGGAGGCCUGGUUAAUGAAGCAGCCAGGCAGGUUGCCCUUGGUGACCUUAUUAUCAUUAAUAAAACUGACCUGGUUCAACAUGAGGAGCUGGUUAACCUGAAAACAGCUGUAAGGUCAAUCAAUGGACUUGCUAAAUUAAUUGAAACACAAAGAUCAAGAGUUGAACUUGCAGAGGUUCUUGAUUUGCAUGCUUUUGACAGCCAAGCCAGUGAAAGAUUGCAAGAAAGAUUAAGUCUUGUACAGAUGGCAGAACCUCACCUUGAUAAGAGUAUCAUUACGGUUACAUUUGAAAUUCCUGGCACCAUUUUUGAAGAGAACUUAAACAUAUACCUUCAGAAUCUGUUAUGGGAAAAGCACUUGAAGAAUAAAUCAGGGUGUACAAUGGAAAUAAUACGAUUAAAGGAAGAAACUUGGAUAAAGAAGUUCUUGAGGAAGUGUUUAUUGCAACUGUAUUGAAGCAAGGAGUGCCCAGCUGAAAUUUUAACAGAAAGUUUGAGGACUGUUGUAAUUUAACUGAAGAUCAUUGUUUUCUUAGUGGAGAUAAAAUUUUAUAUCCUUUCUCUCCUUGUUCUUGGUUUAUUUGAGCCAGUCCUCCAGGUGUUGAGAGGAAAGAUCUGUGUUGAGUUCUGAGUUAAUAUAAACUCCAGCAAUAGAGAUGUGUUACACACGACUAACUCAUUUCCACAGCAUCCCUAUCACAAAAGAGAAAACUUGUACUCCUUUAUUAUGGUCUCCUUAGAAAGUGAUGGAGUUACCAAAGAAAGAAAUGAAUGCCCGUAUUAUAAAGACACUUGAUGAAGGCCUUUCACCAUCCAGAUCAGUUACUAAUUUUGUAUUUUUACAGCGUUUAUUCCUUGACCAUGUCUGACUAUUGUGAAUUUUUGUACAGAGUAGUUAGUAAUGGGGAUUAGAACAUACAUAUGUUUUGCAUUAAAUACUCAGACCUCGGUCAGGUGUGGCAUAUACAGAGUAUAGCACAGUGACUGAUAAUUUUUCACUGACAAACCUGGAGAUGUUUGGCCCAAAGACAAUAUCACAGAGAGGAGUCUAAUGAGCUAGAUUCCAGCCUCCUGGUCCAAAUCCUGAGCAGUGUGUACCGAUGCUCAGUGUUGUGCCUCGUAUUGUGUUACUGAGGGACCUUUCCAUUUCUGUUAUUAGCCAUCCUGUAGGCGUCCCCUGAAAUUGCAUGUGUAAUGUUUAAUCUAUGCAGUAAUCCCAGGUAACUAAAAGAUGUUUACUUAAUUGCCAAAGUACAGUCGGUGGCUGCUUUGAUUUUUAUUCCUUCCAAUAAAAGGGCAGCAGCUUGCAGUCAGUUUCCUGGGUCAAUCUUUCAAGUUGUCGCCAGAUGUAGCCGAUCUUCUAGGUCCUUCCUCUCCCAGAGAUGAGGUCUUUGGAGCUUCUGUUGUUGUUUCUGUAGCACUGAGUCGUUACGGGAUGGGGUUUCUAGCCCCGUACCCAAACCUCCUCCUUUCACAGCUGGGCUUGGUACCAUCCAUGGCAGAGAUUUGCAAGUUCAUGAACAAUAAUUUUCUGCAAAUUCAUAUUUUUAGGUUUUUCACUGGUCUCUUCCUUGUCAAAUUGGGAUGAAAGUGAAAGAAUUAGCACCAACUGUGCUAGUUACAGGUGUCCAAUAUCAUUACAGAUAAAUACACUGUUUGGUGCAAAACUGUUACAUCCUAGGAGCUCUGAAUUGUUGAUUGUAAGGAAAACAUCUGUGCCAUCUGUUGUGCUGUCUAAUCAUACUCUCCAUAGUGUUUUAUUUUGCCUGCUAUAAAAUAAAAAUAAAGGACAUUAAAAGCCAAAAGCAUUUAUUUUUCUCUUGAACCAUGAACUCAAUUUACUGUUCUUUUUCUUCAUUGCAGGAACUGCAUCAUUCAGAAUGUUAUCUUUGGUAGGAAAGCUAGAAAGAAUUGCAUGAAAAUAUUAUAUGCAAUCAAAAGACUUAACACACUAGUUCUCAGAAGUACUUCAAAAACGAUUAUCAAUUCUCACCUAUUCAUACUUAGAACUGGAAUAAUGUAUCAAAUCAUUGAAAACAAAACUAAAAAAAUCGAUGUUCAUUGUUUCUGAGACCAAGACGGGAAGCAGAGAGAUAUUAAAAUUGGCUUGGAAGAAGCUGAGAAUUUUGAAGUCAACUACUGUAUAUUAAUGUUUUUUUGUUAUCCAACAGGAAAUAGUAUUGUCUUUUGAAUACUAAACCUGUAGCUAAAUUUAAAGAUGAAUUGUAUUAUUUUGCAGUACAAAGCUGAUAUUACAUUUA